AUGGACUUGAAGCAGUUUAGAGAGUACUUAAUCGAUGACAAGUACUUGAAUGAGUCGUUAUUAACCGAGAAAGAAUUUAACAUAACUGUGUUACCACCAGAAGUUUUAAUAACGAAGUUAUCGAAUGGCAAAUUGUCAGUGGUUGAAACUGUAGCAGCAUUUAUUAAAAAACACCUCAUAGUGAACAAUUGCAUUGAUAUACCACCACUUCUCGAAAGAGAGUUUAGCGCCGCUUUAGCCAUGGCUGGGUUUUUGGACUGUUAUUUCAAAAGUACCGGCAAAGCUUUAGGUCCAUUGCACGGCUUGCCAAUAAGUGACAAACAAUUGGAGACGAUCAAAGUAGAAUGCUUUGGUUCAGACGGUGACUUGGGUGCAUUAGGUAAUAUCCCCUUAAAUAUAGUGUUUCACCCAACACUAAUGCCACCAAACCACGUGAUUCAUCGGUCUAAAAACCACAAUCCAUUAUUCCGAAAUUCAGCAAUACACUCAGGAAUGUGA
Lodderomyces parapsilosis is the source of this 498-nucleotide messenger RNA. RefSeq lists its product as uncharacterized. Lineage: Eukaryota; Fungi; Ascomycota; Pichiomycetes; Serinales; Debaryomycetaceae. The record is from RefSeq and is a predicted model, not a curated record. The coding region runs from base 1 to 498 and encodes 165 amino acids. The transcript has a single exon.